AUUCAAAUAUGAGGAAAAUAAUACUUUGUUUAAUCAUCACAAUUUGCAUAAUAACAUACAUUCUUGAAACGAAGAGUCUGAAUUCUUUUAGUCAAAUUGACAAAUUAUUUUACAAAGCAAAAGAUGUGCGAUUCAUACCGGACAACAUGGUACCCGAAGAAGGACAUUUAAAAACCACUGUAACAUUUUCCCCUUUAGAGUGCAUCAUACAAUGCUUAAGAACAAGCAAAUGUGCCCAGACAAACGUUGCAAAACUAACAGACAUGUCAUGGAAUUGUGAUAUGUUUGGAUUGGGCACAGGUAUAAAAGCUAGCAGCCAAGGCAAUCAUCAUUACAGCAUGAUGUUUAAUGAAUGCGAAGGAGGUUUUAAUACCACACUCUACAGUGGCUCUGCUUAUUGUUUCAACCAAGGAUCCCUGAACUGGACAGAUGCCCAAAGCAAAUGCCUUGAAUAUGGUGCCCAUCUGGUUACCA
Molecule: messenger RNA, 474 nt
Organism: Owenia fusiformis
Lineage: Eukaryota; Metazoa; Annelida; Polychaeta; Sabellida; Oweniidae
Source: the annotation of a GenBank genome assembly